AUGAAUGGCAGAGAAGGAGUUCCCGAAGUCUCUGAAGAGGUGCGUCGCAUCAUCCAGCUUGAGGAAGGGGUGAUCAAUCGCAUUGCUGCAGGGGAAGUUGUGGUGAGACCAGCCAAUGCGCUAAAGGAGCUGAUUGAAAAUUCCUUGGAUGCUGGCAGUAAGCGAAUUGUCAUCAUGGUGAAGUGUGGAGGUCUAAAGAUGCUUCGAAUAGAAGACGACGGGCAUGGUAUCCGCGCAGAUGAUUUGCCUAUCCUUUGCGAACGCUUUACAACUUCGAAGCUCCAAAAGUAUGAAGACCUUCUUAGCAUUGGAACCUUUGGCUUCCGGGGUGAAGCUUUGGCAUCAAUAAGCCACGUGGCGCACGUCACGGUUACCACUAUGACAAGUACUGAUACGUGUGCCAACCUUGCGACCUACAGUGAAGGCAAACUGCAAGGGCAAGUCAGGCCCUGUGCAGGAACUCCGGGCACCACUCUUGUAGUGGAGAAUAUGUUCUACAACAAUCCAACACGCAGACAGGCGUUGGGCAAAGAGAGCAUUGAGCACUCCAAAGUGCUAGAAGUGGUUCAACGCUAUGCCAUUCACUAUCCAAAUGUUGGCUUCACUUGUCGGAAGUACAACGGUUCGUUUGAACUCACCACUUUGGGAGGGAGCAGCCCUAGCGAGGUGAUUGCAACCAUUUGGGGUCAGAACUUGGCUCAGGAGCUGUUCGCUUUUGACGUUAAGUCUGAAGAACCACGCUUCUCGUGUCGAGGCUUUGCAUCGAAUCCAAACUAUUCUAGUAGGGUUUCUACGUUGAUUCUGUUCAUCAACAAUCGCCUCGUAGAGUCAGCGUCCUUGAAGCGUGCAGUGGAAGCAGUUUAUCAACCAGUGCUACCACGUCACCAACAUCCUUGGGUUUACUUGGCCUUGGAUGUAGAUCCCACGACCAUUGAUGUGAACGUUCAUCCCACCAAAAUGGAGGUGCAGUUUCUACAUGAGGAGACAAUCUCUCAAAGGCUUCAGGAAACUCUGGCGUCACAGCUACGCAGCGCGGGUAGUGCAAGAAGCUUUGCAAGUGUCCUUCCAUCCCCUGCACGUGGCACCUUUACACUUCCUGUGGAGACCAAAGAUGUCAACACAUCAGACAAGGACAAGGUGGAAAGACGACAGGUACCAAACCCAACUCGCGUUCGCACAGACCAUCGUCAGAUGUCCUUGGAAACCAUUUUUCGUGAAUCGCAGGCUUCACAGGGCAUGCAGAUAGGAGCUGGAGCAGAUGCACCCACAACACAAGCUGGCUUUGAGGUUGUAGACUCUGAUCGGAUGGCAGCAUUUGAGGAAGCUCAGCAACUUACGUCUGUUGAAGAGCUACGAAAAGCAGUUGAUUUGGCCUGCGAUGAGAAGUUUUCAACCCUGCUCAACCAGUCGAUCUACGUUGGCCCUGUCAACCACGAACUGGUUCUUUUGCAAUGCGGAGCCUCUUUGUGCCUUGCAAAUCUAGCAAUUCUGGCCCGAGAGUGCGCCUACCAGAGGCUAUUGAGGCGCCCUUUGAAAGCAAGCUUGUGCUUUUAA
This is a messenger RNA of Durusdinium trenchii, 1554 nucleotides long. Lineage: Eukaryota; Dinophyceae; Suessiales; Symbiodiniaceae. The record is from the annotation of a GenBank genome assembly.